CUUGUCGAAUGCCCUUUUUCGCUCCUUUUUACUUGCUACCAAUCUUGAGUUUGAAUGGUGAUCUCAGUGAAAUCUCCACUGUUUAUUCAAUCUUUUUGGCGGAUUUCUGAUUUCGUCCGGAUCCCGUUAAGAUGUUUUUUUCCAUUGACGAAAGAUUCUACCAAGUUCUUCAAACUUCAAUUGUUGAUUGCAAUCACAAGUGCGUACAUGACAUUUAUUGCUCUUCCGAUGAAGAAUCAGUUUCAUCCAUUGCUUUAGCCAUAACAUAUUGGCAGGAAUGGAAAAACUCAUCCUUGAUACGCCGAGUAUUAUUAUUGUCACUAUUUGGUCCCAGAGUAGGAACUAGAUUGAUCUCAUAUUGUUACAGAGUAGGAGGUAGAUUGAUAUUAGAAUGUUCGAAAUGCUUAUGCGUGUAUGCCAGAAAAAUUUGUGCAGAAAUGCAGUGCUUUCUAUUCAGUGUGCAAAGAACCUUGCUAGGGUCUUCUCUUGAUAUUGGGUGGUUGCAGAGGACCAAUCAAUUACCCAUAGUGGAGGAUGGUACAACACGUUUCAUGGAACUGCUUCAUGAUGUCAGAAAUGGUGUGCACUGCCUUCCUAACAAUCUGGUUUAUUUGUUGAUUCCUGGCCUUUUCAGUAACCAUGGUUCGUUGUACUUUGUAAAUACUAAACGAUGUUUUUCCAAGAUGGGUCUAACUUGUCAUAUUGCCAAGAUCCAUAGUGAGGCUUCCGUGGAGAAAAAUUCAUGGGAGCUCAAGCAAUACAUUGAGGAACUGUGCUGGGGAUCGGGAAAGCGUGUGAUGCUUCUCGGACAUAGCAAAGGCGGUGUCGAUGCAGCAGCAGCACUUUCGAUCUAUUGGUCCGACCUCAGUGACAAGGUUGCUGGAUUAGCACUUGUUCAGAGCCCUUAUGGUGGUUGUCCCAUUGCUUCUGAUAUCCUGCGAGAAGGUCAGGUUGCCGGCCAGGAGGCUCGACGGAUCAUGGAAUUUAUCAUAUGCAAAAUAAUCAAGGGGGAUAUGAGAUCUUUAGAGGAUCUUACUUACGAAAAGAGAAAGGAUUUCAUCUCAAAGCACACGCUUCCUUUGGGACAAAUCCCACUAAUUUCAUUCCACACGGAAGCUAGCAUUGCUCCUGGAGUUCUUGCCACAAUGUCUCACAUCGCCCAUGCUGAGCUCCCAUGGCUUCUUCCCCUUCCUCCUUUCCUACGGUGGUUUGAAUCUGAAAAUUUUGGCGGGAAAGUUCCUGUCAUCCUCCCUGCAUCUGCCGCAAUGGCAAUUACUGCAUUGCACAUGAAGUUACGGUACGGAGAGCCAAGCGAUGGACUGGUGGCGAGGUGCGAUGCGGAGGUUCCUGGGUCAGUGGUUGUUAGACUAGAGAAGAAGCUCGACCAUUCGUGGAUGGUUUACUCAUCCCUCAAUAAGGACCACCUUGAGCCGGAUGCUAGUGAGAUGUGUGAAGCUCUACUAACCAUGCUCGUAGAGAUUGGAACGACAAAGAAGAUGCAGGGAGACCAAGUGGAGAACUCCAUGAUCUAAAGAGGUCAGUUUUUGCGAGGUCGUAGACACCAAGUCACCAGCCAUCACCAGUUUUAAGAAUAAGGCUACUCAAACAUAUAUACCUCAUGUCAAUGUUUGUUGGUAUCCAAAUUAGCGAAGAACAUUCUAGUUAAAUUGUUCAACUGAGCAUUUAUGUUUUGACUGAUCAAGCUUAAAUUUGUUCUUAUAGUUUUUUUUAAAAAACGGAUUCACGUCUAGACUAGAAUAAGAAAGCAGAGAUUCCUGUUGGAUUUCAA
This is a messenger RNA of Zingiber officinale, 1789 nucleotides long. RefSeq lists its product as uncharacterized. The record is from RefSeq and is a predicted model, not a curated record. The transcript is spliced from 8 exons. NCBI's taxonomy places the organism in Eukaryota, Viridiplantae, Streptophyta, Magnoliopsida, Zingiberales, Zingiberaceae. The coding region runs from base 132 to 1532 and encodes 466 amino acids.